AUGUCUUCCUCCGGUAAUAAUGGAGCCGUUUAUGGCGGUGACGAAAUAAAUGCCAUCGUUUUAGAUGCUGGAAGCCAUACUACCAGGAUUGGCUAUGCUGGAGAUGACUAUCCCAAGGUGAUUGUUCCCUCCAGUUAUGCAAAGACUGAGGCCAACAAAAAGAUCUUUGGCCACGGAAUGGAGUUUCUCCGGAGCAACCAGGAGAUAGUGCCUAUAAUGAGAGACUCUCUUAUCCAAGAUUGGGAUGGCGCCGUCGAACAAUACCGUCACUACUUUGACAACUUGUUGAAAGUGGACUACCAGGAACAACCUAUCUUGAUCACUGAACCUGUUUGGACUGACAAGGAGUACAGACAAAAGCUCGUUGAGACAUUUUAUGAGCAGUUCAAUUUCCCCGCCUUGUACUUGGCUCGUACCCCAACGUGUAUCUCAUUCCAACAAGGAAGAUCGAGCUGCUUGGUUGUGGAUGUGGGCCAUGACAGUGCUAGUGUAACACCUGUUGUGGAUGGAAUUUGUCUCCUUCGAAACUCCAUGAAAACCAACUAUAGUGGUCAAUUUUUGAAUGACCAUGUUAAGAACUUCCUCACCACAAAAUUCCCGGACGUGAACUUGGAGUUGAAAUACAAGAUCAAGGAGAAGACCCCCACCGUCUAUCCUACAAAAGCGGACUUCAUUGCUAAAUCAUUCGAUGAAAAGAUUACUCAGUCGUACGAUGACUUCCAGGAACAGAAGAUAUACUCAGAGUUCAAGGAGCUUAUGCUUGAGGUCCCUGAGAAGAAGAUGAAUACAAGCAACCCGCAAAACGCUGAAGCCAUCAAGGAGCAGUACGAUGACGAGUCUGAAAAGAGGCUUUUUGAGCUUCCUUCUGGCCAGUCAGUGGAAGCUGGUAUCGACCGUUUCCGUCUCGCGGACACGUUGUUUGAUCCCGCCAGCUACCCCUUCGAAGAUAAAGCGGUGGAUGAAAAGUACCCUGCCAAUAAUGGUGAGCUAGAUAUAAGUAGUCCUUACGAUGACUACCGUCCUUUGAAGAGGGCCAGAAAGACCGGUUCUGGUCCUUCUACGCCUACCCCAGCGCCUGAAAACGGCACCACAGAAAAGACUGCCAGAGGCUUGAGUCACCUCAUCACACAUGCUAUUUCCUCCAUCGACAUCGACUUGAGGACCUCGAUAGCUCAUAACAUCAUUGUCACUGGUGGUACAUCCUUGAUUCCAAGGUUGACUGAAAGACUCUACAAUGAGUUGUCCAACUCGAAUCCAGGCCUCAAAAUCCGUCUACACGCUAUCGGUAAUGCUAACGAAAGAACGAAUCAGGCAUGGAUCGGUGGAAGUGUUCUUGCAUCGCUCGGCACAUUCCAUCAAAUGUGGGUUAGCAAGGCCGAAUAUGAAGAAGCUGGUGUCGACAGGAUCCUCACCCAAAGGUUUAGAUAA
Candidozyma duobushaemuli is the source of this 1428-nucleotide messenger RNA. RefSeq names its product Arp4p (gene ARP4). Bases 1 to 1428 code for a protein of 475 amino acids. The transcript has a single exon. The record is from RefSeq and is a predicted model, not a curated record. Gene Ontology annotation, molecular function: chromatin binding. Gene Ontology annotation, cellular component: SWI/SNF complex; NuA4 histone acetyltransferase complex. Lineage: Eukaryota; Fungi; Ascomycota; Pichiomycetes; Serinales; Metschnikowiaceae. Gene Ontology annotation, biological process: regulation of transcription by RNA polymerase II.